Messenger RNA from Phymastichus coffea, 2223 nucleotides. RefSeq lists its product as uncharacterized. The record is from RefSeq and is a predicted model, not a curated record. The coding region runs from base 828 to 1553 and encodes 241 amino acids. NCBI's taxonomy places the organism in Eukaryota, Metazoa, Arthropoda, Insecta, Hymenoptera, Eulophidae. The transcript is spliced from 5 exons.
GGGACGCUUCAUGUCAUCGCAUAGCCGGCUAUCCAAGCGACGCGGCCCGAUCCUGCCAAUUAAGGGGUAAGAACCCCACUCUCGCUUUCCCCUGUAACGCCGUAGCUUUCCGUACAACGCUUUCUGUCGCUCAAGGACGAACCAACUUUCUCUCCCACACUAUCACACAAACACAUGGAUUUGCAACUAUUGUCUAAUACAGUCCCAAACUUAUUGAGCUACAAAUUAGUUGACGACCUAAAUUGGUUUGAUUUCACGAUGUUUUUAUAAUAAAAUAAUAAUCACAUUAAUUUCUUGAUUAAUCGCAGUGAAUAAGUUAUAAGGUCCAUUUUUCACGAAAAAUUAGUUCUUUAAUCUUUGAAUAAUCGUCAGCAAUGCUACCAACUUCGUAGAUAUAUCUGCAUUUGCGGCCUUACACUUAAGUUUCAAUGUUGCGCAUAUAGUAGUGAAGUGUAAUUGAAUUUAAGACACAAUAUUCUCUUAUGCUUCAAACUAUCAUAAGGUAAUUAUUAAAUCAUCUUUAUUAAAGCUGGUUUAAAUAAAUAAAGUUUGUUGAUUGUCUUCAGUAUUGCCAACGUUUAUUCACAAGCGCGGAGCGAAAGCCGAAAAUGUAAUUCGACUGCUUUGUAAACACAACGAUCCCGACUCGACAUGUGCGUUGCAAGAAAAGAAACCGAUUUCAUUGUAAGAAUUCGUUGUCAGUUAGAUAUUCGAAUUCUUGGAAACUAAGUACGAGUAAUAAUGUUAAUUGGAUGAGAGACGCAAUAAAUAUAGUUUCGUACAAAUUGUCAGAUUUGCUGUGAAAGUUUUGUCUACAAUACAGAAAAAUGGCAGUAUAUUGUCCUAUAUACGAUCCUGUCCGUGGCUGGUACAUAAUUGUCUGUGGACCAAAAGGCUCCUAUAAACAAUAUAUUUCAUCUCCUUUGUAUUACUAUCAUACAAUGGGAGUCAAGCCCCCAGUUGGUGCUAAAUUUACCGAAGAAGACUAUUUAGACCUUGACAUUGAGUUAGAGGAGGCAGAUCAAAUGAGUUCUUCAUCACCAUCACUAGCUUCCUCUUCUCUACCUCCUCCCAUACCUAUUUCUUCUUCUACUGCUCCACUAUUUACUAACUCUUUGCAGACUGCUGCAACAUCUAUGUCUCAAUUCAAUCAUUUAUCCAAUUCGAUCAAUCCACCUUUAUAUUAUGUGGACUCACACUUCAAUUCUUCAUCAUCUGAUUCUUCAUCUCCAAAGAUUAUGUCUAACAGUAAUGCUUCUAAGUUAAAGAAAACAAUGAUAAUGAAUAAAAAGUUGGAAAUGUUGGAAACAGCACUUGAAGUGUACGGAGAAGAAUUUAAUUCACCACUGUUAUCUACUAGUCCUUUUAGUAGCUCAUUAACACAUUCAUCAUCGAUUAAGGCUCCCCAUUUUGCUGCUCCAGUAGCAACAAAUUCUUUUAGUGUAAAUGACUAUCCAAUGUCACCAGCAGAUUACAAUGAUAGUACAUCGUACAAAAUUUUUGAUGGAGCUCUUGAUGAAUCAGCAAUGAAAGAAGAUAAUUUUGAUAUCUGAUAUGUUCAUGAAGAAUUUUAUUUCCCUUAUUAAACACAUAAGUUUUUAUAAACAAUUUUACAGUAUUUUGACAAUUUAUAAAGAGUUUUGUUUCUUGGAUUUAAAAGAUAUCCAGUGUUACUGUAAAAAAAGUGAUCAUAGGAAUACCUCAAUUUAAAUGACCGAGGUAAUUUAAUGUAUGAGUGAGAUUGUAUUUAUCAUAAUAUUACUAUCUACCUCAAGAAUGCAAAGACUAUUUAUUGGUUUAAAUUUGAGAAGAGUAAUAUUUAGAAUUAUUCAAUUUCGUGUUAUCAAUGGUAGAAUAGAUAAUUGUUAAAAUAAUUAUCACGUGUUCGUUUUUAAUAAUUUAAUUUAAGAAUAAAUUAUAGCAAUGUUGCUGGUUAAUACUUAGAUAAGUUUAAAAGAACUGCUUCAACGUCUGUUAAUGAAUUCAUUGUUAUUUUUUAUCAUCUAUGUUUAAUGUAAAUAUUUAAUAUAUUUUCAUUGAAAGCAUCAAUUACACGAAAGAUAUGUUUUAUGAAUUAUUUUUGUAAUAGAACCAAUAAAAAUAGAUGAAAUAAAAACUCUAAUUCAUGUCAAAAUGACUGUAUUUUUGGAACGUACAUGUAUGAGUUGUUAAUCAAGUAAAGAUCGUGCAAAUAAAGAGAUGUAUACUAAUUCUGCGAGAGCA